UAAAGAAAUACAUAGAAAAAUAUACAUAAUGGCCCAACCAAAUUAUGAUCGGAAAGCCGAGCUCACAGCAUUCGACGAAACAAAACUUGGUGUCAAAGGACUUGUUGAUGCCGGAAUCUCACAAAUUCCUCGAAUAUUCCAUGUACCUUCACCAAAUUAUCUCAAAUCUGACCAUUCCCAACUAACUCUUCCAACCAUCGACCUAGAAGGAAUCGACCAAGACCCCAUUAAACGAAAGCAAGUGAUCGCGGAAGUGAAGGAUGCCAUGGAGAGCUGGGGGUUCUUUCAGAUAGUGAAUCAUGGAAUCCCAUUUAGCAUUUUGGAGGACAUGAAAAAGGGAGUGUUGGGGUUCUUUGAAGAAGAUAAUGAGGUGAAGAAGAAAUGGUACACAAGGGAGAUGAACGAGGAGAGACGGGUGGUUUACAACAGUAACUUUGACUUGUAUAGUUCACCGGUUGCUAAUUGGCGCGAUACCAUCUUUUGUGACAUGGCACAAAUUACUCCUCAAGCAGAUGAGUUGCCGCCUACUUGCAGAAAUAUAUGGCCAGAGUACUCGUCCAAAGUGAUGAAGGUUGGAAGUGGUGUAUUUGAGUUAUUAUCCGAGGCUCUUGGGCUGAAACCUGAUCAUCUCUCAAACAUGGGAUGUCUUGACGGGAUUGCACUUAUUGCCCAUUACUAUCCUUCAUGUCCACAACCUGAGUUAGCAAUAGGCAUACCCGACCACGCUGACAACAGUUUCAUCACCAUUCUUUUACAAGACGAUGUUGGAGGCCUUAAAGUGUUUUAUAAAAACCAAUGGGUAGAUGUUCCGCCCAUCAAAGGAGCUCUAGUGGUUAAUGCAGGGGAUCUACUACAAUUAAUUACAAACGACCGGUUCAUAAGUUCUCAACACAAAGUGUUGGCAAACAAGGUUGGUCCAAGAGUUUCCGUGGCAUCGUUCUUUACAACAGGCCGAAGUACAGAACUAUCCAAGGUUUUUGAACCAAUCAAAGAGUUGCUUUCAGAAAAUAAUCCUGCCAAAUAUAGAACCACAACAACAAAGGAAUACAUAGAUCACUAUUUGAGAAAGGGUCAUGAUGGUACUUCUGCUCUUUUGCAUUUCAAAAUCUAGAUAGCUUGCUAACUUAUCCAUAUUAUAAAGCCUUUAUGUUUGGUA
Messenger RNA from Erigeron canadensis, 1156 nucleotides. Its product is annotated as 1-aminocyclopropane-1-carboxylate oxidase homolog 3-like. The record is from RefSeq and is a predicted model, not a curated record. Bases 29 to 1111 code for a protein of 360 amino acids. Lineage: Eukaryota; Viridiplantae; Streptophyta; Magnoliopsida; Asterales; Asteraceae. The transcript has 2 exons.